Messenger RNA from Chrysemys picta bellii (western painted turtle), 538 nucleotides. NCBI's taxonomy places the organism in Eukaryota, Metazoa, Chordata, Testudines, Emydidae. The record is from RefSeq and is a predicted model, not a curated record.
AUACUGGGCUAGAUGGACCUUUGGUCUGACCUGGUCCGGCCGUUCUUAUGUGCUGGGGGGAGGGGCAGGGGCGCUCUCCCCUGUCAGUCAGUGCUGGCCCCAGGGCCCCACCGCGAUGCUGGGGGCACCGUGCUCCAUGCACCUGCCCUCCCCUGACACCAGGGAGCCCUAGUGCUAAUGUCACAGCCCGGGAGCCGGGGGCUGCACUGCUGGGGGAAGCGCUGAGACUCCCUCCCCCGGGGUGGGGAUCAGCCCCCCUGGGUGGCCGGUGCUGACGCCCGUCUCCCCGCAGUGGAGAACAUGCUCUCCCAGGUGGCCUUCUACCAGCGCACGGACCCGGCCCAGCGGGAGGCUGGGGAGUUCAUGUUCGAGUUCGACCAGGACGAGAUCUUUUAUGUGGACCUGGAGAGGAAGGAGACCGUCUGGCGCCUGCCUGACUUCGGCAAGUUCAGCAGCUUCGAUGCGCAGGGCGCCCUGGGCAACAUCGCGGUGCUGAAGAAGAGCAUGGAGAUCAUAAUGCAGAGGUCCAACCGCACAC